AUGAAAAAAGUUUAAGAUAAAUAAAUUUGUUAAGAACAUGGAAAAAAACUUAUAUUUGUUGAAACAUCCCUGACGACUUCGAAACUAAAGAAACUUUGCGAAAAAUGUAUUCUUUAAUAAAAUCGGAGUUUAAUUGCAUGGGAGAAUGUAGAAUAAAAGUAUAAUAAUUUAACUUCAAAAAUUGCAAAGGAAUCUCAAACUAAAAUAGCAAAUAAUGCAUUGAUUUUUAAAUAGCUCAAAGAUAGCUUAUUAACAUUUUUCGCUAAAUUCUCUUCAUAAUUAGAAUAAUUUAGUUCAUAAUUAUAAUAGUAUGAGAAUUUUAUAACAAGGUAGAAAGUAGAUAUCUCCCAUAAUUUUACAAUAGAAGCGAUUCAAAAUAUCAGCAAAUAGUUGUCAACCUAAAAUUAAAAUCUUAAAUCAAUAAAAUAAUCAAUAUUGAAUUAACUAAACCACUUUCCUUUCCAAGAUUUUCAGAAUAAAACUCUAAACCUAUUAGAUAAAAUUAGCUAUUGGAAGGCUGACUCAGAGUAAGUAAUUGAGAAAUAACUUUUCGAGGAGCUCUAAAUUUGCCAAAGUCCAACUAAUUAUGAUUGGAGAUGCAAAAAGCAUGAUAAAGAUAUACUAUUUGCUGAUUUGAAUUUAAAAAAAACUGUACCAACUAGGUUAGCUUGCUUUGAUUGUGUAUCUGAAUAUUAAUCUUUAUUUACUGAAUUAAAAUAGUUUUAAUUAAGUUGGGAAAACCAUACCAUAUCAAUAAAAGAGGAUAUCAUUUAUAAAUAGAAUAAAUUUUAGGCAGAUUUAAAAAUCAAAUAAAAUCUGCUAUGUUAAUUUGAAAAAGAAUUCUAAGUUCACAUUAAUUCAUUGAAAAGCGAGUUGGAAAAAAUUAGUACUAAAAAAUAAACUGAUUCACAACUUUACCUUAUGACUAAAGAAUGGAGUUAAUUAAGCUUGCAAGAACUAACCUAAAUAGCUGAUUUAUUAUCUUAAAAUUAGCUAAGUACUUCAGAGGAAGAAUAGAAAUCUAAAAUACUAGAUUAAUAAAUAAAUGAAAAACUUAAUAAUACUUACUAAUAGUUAAAUGACCUAAUCAAAAAUUGUUUCAAUACUAUUUUGUAGGAAAACUCUACUUUUAAAGAAGAAACCUUUUCUAGUAUCACAUAUGAAGAGAGCAACAACUUAGAACCUGAGGAAAAUAUCAUUCAACAACAAACAAGUCAUAAUUAAAGAAAAAUAAAUAAUUUAUAAAAUAAUAAUUCUGCUUAAGAUCAAGUUACAGCAGCUGCUUUUGAUAGCAAUUCUAAAAUUGUUAUAGUUGGAUAUUCAUCUGGGAUCAUUUAAGUUUUUACAUCAAAUGAUAAGAUAUUGAUUGUUAAUCAAAAAUUAAAUCAACAUAAGGGUGCUAUCCAUAGUCUUUGUCUUUUUAAAGAUUCUAAAUCUUUUUUAUCUAGUAGUUAGGAUUAAACGAUUAAAAUAUGGUGUAAAAAUAAUUAAGGAUUUUAGAUCUAAAGCGAUUUAAUAGAAAUAGGUUAUGGGAGUGUCUAUUGCACAACUAUGAAUAGAAAAUAAAAUCUUUUAAUAGCUGGAUGUGAAUUAUCCUUAGUAUUUUUGUAUAAAAUAGAAAAAACAUGGAAAUAAAAGUAGACCUUAGAAUUUAAAAAUAAAUCAGUCAGAAGUUUGAGUUUGAAUUCUUCAAUACAAACACUUGUUUGCUCAUUUUAAAGUUGUUCAUAAAUAGAUAUAUAUUGGUGUUAAAAUCAAAUAUGGGAGAUAAAAUAAAGAAUUGAAAUCAAAGAAAUGCCUUCUAGUGUUUGCUUAAUAAGUGAAUUAAUUUUUACUUGUUAAGUCAUUAAGAAGAAUGCUCUAUAUGUAUUUAAAAAAGAUUAGAACUCCUUUACUAAAAAGGAAGAAAUUAAGAUGGUUGGUGGGGAAAAUUUCAAACAUUAUUAACCUUAGUAAUUUGUUAGUUCUAAAUAGAUUUUACUUAAUAUAACAGGAAAUACAAUUAAUCUAAUAAAACUAAUAGGGAAGGAAACUUGUAUAUUAGAAUAAACGAUUUAAUUUUAAAAUAACUAAAUUUUUGCCACAUUAUCUAAGUGUGGUGAACAUCUUGUUACAUGGGAAAAAAAUUCAUAAAAGUUAUAAUUAUGGAAUCUAGAGUACUAAAUAAAUUUCGUUAGAGCAGAUAAUGAUGCAGUAUAAAAAAAAUGA
This is a messenger RNA of Paramecium octaurelia, 2208 nucleotides long. NCBI's taxonomy places the organism in Eukaryota, Ciliophora, Oligohymenophorea, Peniculida, Parameciidae. The record is from the annotation of a GenBank genome assembly.